CAGGCCGCUUCCUCCCAACAUGGCCGGUAAGUACCCGCACCUGGACCCCCGUCAGCUCUGCGUCUUCAUCACGGGCGCCACCGCGGGCUUCGGGCAAGCGACUGCCCUUCGUUUUCUGGCGGGCGGGGCCAGGGUCGUCGCCCUGGGCCGGCGCGCGGAACGCCUCGAAGCCUUGGCUCGCCUUCAUCAAGAGCAAGAGCAUGGUUCCGGGGAGGGUCCCCGGGGCGAGAGCGAGCGGUUGCACACCAUCCAAGCGGAUGUGGGGGAUGUGGAGGGGAUGAAGGCUGCCCUGGGGGCCCUCCCCCCCGCCUUCCGGGACGUGGACGUGCUCGUCAACAAUGCCGGUUUCGCCGCGGGACUGGGCCUGGCUCAUGAGAGCAGCUUGGAAGACUGGCACGCCAUGGUGGAGACGAACAUAAAGGGCGUGCUCAACACCACGCACUUGCUGCUCCCGGGUAUGGUGGCGCGGAAAAGGGGACACGUAGUCAUGAUGGGCAGCGUGGCCUCCCGCUAUCCCUACCCCGGAGGGAACUGCUACGGGGGCACCAAAGCCUUUGUCCACCAGUUCGCCAUGAAUCUGCGGGCGGAUCUGGCGGGGACGAACGUGCGUGUGACUAACGUGCUGCCGGGCAUGUGCGAGACCGAGUUCAGCCUGGUUCGCUUCAAAGGCGACGAGGCGCGGGCUAAGAAAGUGUACGAUGGCAUGACGCCCUUGACGGCGGAGGACAUCGCAGAGGUAGUGUACUGGACGACUACACUGCCGGCUCACGUGAACGUAAAUGCGCUCGAAAUCAUGCCGGUACAGCAAGCUUUCGCCCCUUUUGCCGUGUCGCGAGGAAGUCCAUCUCCCUUGUCAAAGGGGAAGGCAGACAAAGAGGAUUCUUGAAAUAAUUUUCAAAGCCUUGGCGAAGAAGGAGGGUUGGAUUAAUGUACUUCAUGGGUUGUAAGGGAAAUAGGAAGAAAUGGGACGGCCGUGGAACUACCGGGCGUCCGACAAAAAGUUGACCGUCCACAGGCAAGCUCGGCGGCGAAUGGAGUUUGUAAGCUAUUGAAGUUUUUAAUAAGAUAAGCCGCCA
This is a messenger RNA of Nannochloropsis gaditana CCMP526, 1076 nucleotides long. RefSeq names its product short-chain dehydrogenase reductase sdr. The record is from RefSeq and is a predicted model, not a curated record. Gene Ontology annotation, molecular function: oxidoreductase activity. The annotation marks the transcript as partial. Gene Ontology annotation, cellular component: cytosol. The transcript has a single exon.